GGCCCCCAGGGGAUGCCGGGUGGUGUGGGGCAGCCCGGUGCCAUGGGAGAAAAGGGCCCCCAGGGGAUGCCGGGUGGUGUGGGGCAGCCCGGUGCCAUGGGAGAAAAGAAUGAGAGUGGGGGUCAAAUCCUGCUCUACGUGGCCACGGGAAGCGCAGGCAGAGCUUCCAGUGAACGUUUUACUGCCCCUUCCCUGCUCUUACGUGACCCCCCCGCCCCCCCCGUCCCUCCCCAGGGUGUGAAAGGAGACGUGGGGGAGAAGGGGGACGCGGGGCAGUCGGGAGCAGCGGGACCCCCUGGCAAAAAGGGCCCCCCAGGAGAGGAUGGAGCCAAAGGCAACCUGGGUCCCAUCGGGUUCCCUGGUGACCCUGGCCCCCCCGGAGACCCCGGUGUGCCGGGUCUGGAUGGAGCUGCUGGAGAGAAGGGUGACAGUGGGGACCCUGGGCUGCCGGGUCCACCAGGAGCGUCAGGGGAACCGGGUCCCCCGGGCCCCCCCGGCCGGAGGGGACCCCUGGGACCCAUGGGGCGUGAGGGUCGUCAGGGCGAGAAGGGUGCCAAGGGCCAACCUGGCACCGAGGGACCACCUGGGAAGACAGGCCCCGUGGGGGCACAGGGACCACCAGGCCGGCCCGGCUCCGAAGGCCUACGUGGGAUCCCCGGCCCUGCUGGGGAACAAGGUUUGCUGGGGGCUCCGGGACAAGCGGGGCCACCCGGUCCCUUGGGUCCUGUGGGCUUGCCCGGCCUCAAGGGAGACCCCGGCCACAAGGGAGAUAAGGGCCAUGCUGGACUCAUCGGGCUCAUUGGACCCCCAGGAGAGAUGGGUGAGAAAGGAGACCAGGGGCUUCCAGGCAUCCAGGGCCCCCCAGGACCCAAAGGAGACCCUGGUCUGGCUGGACCCACCGGCCCCACUGGGCCCCCUGGCCCCCCCGGGCUCUCGGGCCCCCUGGGCCAGAAGGGCUCCAAAGGCUCACCGGGUGUUCUGGGUCCCCGAGGUGACACAGCCCCCCCUGGCCCCCCAGGACCACCGGGCUCCCCGGCUGAGCUGCUGGAGCCGCUGCCUCCAGCCGGAGCUGGACGAGGAACCGAAGGGCUCGUGGGGGGGCAGGGUCCCCCCCCGGAUUACGAGGGGCUGGAGGAGUUGUACGCCUCGCUCAGCUCCCUGCGCACCGAGGUGGAGCAGCUCAGAAGGCCCCUGGGGACCCCCGAGAGCCCCGCGAGGGUCUGCAAGGAGCUGCAGCUCUGCCACCCCCACCUCCAGGAUGGGGAAUACUGGAUUGAUCCCAACCAGGGCUGCUCCCGAGAUGCUUUUCGGGUUUUCUGCAACUUCACGGCCGGCGGCGAGACCUGUCUGUUCCCCGAGAAAAAAUUCGAGGCUGUCCGACUGGCCGCCUGGACCAGGGAGAAGCCGGGGACGUGGUACAGCACCUUCAAAAGGGGCAAGAAGUUUUCCUACGUGGACGCGGACGGAAACGCCGUCCCCGUCCCCCAACUCACCUUCCUGCGCCUCCUGAGCUCCGGCGCUCGCCAAAACUUCACCUUCCUUUGCCAAAACGCCGCCGCUUGGUACGACGCCCGCGCCGGCACCUUCGCCCGAGCCCUGCGCCUCCGCGGGGCCAACGAGGAAGAGCUGGGACACAACCACCCUGCCACCCCCCUCCGUGCCCUCCACGACGGCUGCCAGGUGAGUCCCGAUCCUGGGAUCCUGGAUCCUACGAUGCCGUCCGUUGGCAUCUUCCAAAGGGCUCGUUAUCCCACUGUGGGGCUCAUCAAUGAGCCAGGGUUGCCGCAGGCUCCCGACGCCAGGUUGGAGCUGGGCUGA
Messenger RNA from Calidris pugnax (ruff), 1818 nucleotides. RefSeq names its product collagen alpha-3(V) chain-like. Lineage: Eukaryota; Metazoa; Chordata; Aves; Charadriiformes; Scolopacidae. Gene Ontology annotation, molecular function: extracellular matrix structural constituent. The record is from RefSeq and is a predicted model, not a curated record.